AACUAAUGAGCUCAACCGAGGACACGGCCUUUUCCAACCAAAAGAACCCCUGGGGUGAGCGAGCGAGCAACGGCCAUUCAGCCAUGGCUGCCAAUAGCUUCAGAUUACCGACCUUGCUAAGAAGAGCUUCUCAUGCUUUUAAACCCACUCCUUCCCUGCAUUCAAAUCAGAAUCUCUCUUCCUAUUGCACCCUCUUGUCUCCUCCUCUCCCUACUCCUUUGGUUUCCUCAGGAAUAUGCCACAUACCACAAGCUAUAAAGGGGGACGUUGAUGUCUUACUCAAUGGAGUGGCAGACAAAAACACUGUUGAAGAAGUGAAGCAUAUUCUAGAAAUGGCUAGACGAGCAUCUUCAAGAAGAGAAGUUGUCCACACAAAUUUUCUCACCCCUCCAGUGAUGAAGGAGUCAAUGCUAGCAUUGGAAAACCUUGCUGAUGUGGAAGCAAUUGCUCAGGGUGGAUAUCCACAGGCUGAACGCUGCCGGAUUUCCAUUGGACAACCAGAACUACUAACAAGUGAUCCAGACAUAGUGGCAGCAUUGAGUAUCACAGGAAACUUUGGGUUUCAAUCUUAUUCUCAUGGUGACUUCCUUGGCUCAAUUCUUGGUACAGGGAUUUCUAGAGAUAGGCUUGGUGAUAUACUAUUGCAGGGGGAGAGGGGAGCUCAGAUAAUUAUUGACCCGGAACUUGUUGAUUUUCUUAUAUCAGCACUUGAUAAGGCAAUGUCACUCCCUAAGAAAGACUUAUAUGUUGUACUAAAUAUAUUAAGGGUUGGUAGAGUUCCGGUAUCUUGUACAAAGAUACCAUUAGAAGCUAUUGAGUACGAACCACCAAGUACCAAGUCAUUCAAAACCAUAGAGGCGUCACUAAGGCUGGAUGCUCUUGCUAGUGCAGGAUUUAAAAUGUCACGGUCAAAACUUGUUGACCUAAUCAGUAACGGGGAUGUGCGUGUCAACUGGUCCCCUAAUACAAAAAAUGGAACAACACUCAAGACUGGUGAUGUUGUCUCAGUAAGUGGGAAAGGAAGACUAAAGAUCGGAGAAAUUAAUUCUACAAAGAAGGGAAAGUUUGCUGUUGAGCUCAUUCGUUAUCUCUAAGCCUCCUUCGUUCAGAUUUGGCAAGUGUGACUGUGUGAGAUCAUAUUCAUCGUAUAAUUCUUUCCUAUAUGUCGUGUUGCAAAUGUAAAGGUCAGUAGAAAUCAUGUCAAAAGUUGACAAUCAUUUUCAAGGUCUAGUCUCAACCUCAUCCUUUGAGCAAAAAGAACCGGAGAGACAGGUGAUUCUUUAUAGAAAUGUUACAUGGACUUUUGUAUAUUGUGUUAUGAUUUUUUGUAAUUUAUGAUUCUAAUGUUCUUUACAAAAUAUGCUAAUUUAAAUUGUCUUAUCA
Humulus lupulus (European hop) is the source of this 1383-nucleotide messenger RNA. RefSeq lists its product as uncharacterized. The transcript is spliced from 10 exons. Gene Ontology annotation, molecular function: RNA binding. Lineage: Eukaryota; Viridiplantae; Streptophyta; Magnoliopsida; Rosales; Cannabaceae. Bases 6 to 1094 code for a protein of 362 amino acids. The record is from RefSeq and is a predicted model, not a curated record.